Ricinus communis (castor bean) is the source of this 3213-nucleotide messenger RNA. Its product is annotated as protein LURP-one-related 15. Bases 118 to 765 code for a protein of 215 amino acids. The transcript has 4 exons. The record is from RefSeq and is a predicted model, not a curated record. Lineage: Eukaryota; Viridiplantae; Streptophyta; Magnoliopsida; Malpighiales; Euphorbiaceae.
GAGAAACAACCAAACACGCCCAACCACCGCUCUAUAUAUAAACCCAAUUUACAUCUAAAAAUAUUCCAAUCUAAUCUUAUCUUCUUUUUAAGUUUUUAGUACGUUGUGCAAUCAAUUAUGGCGGGACAACCAAGCAAUCCGAUUCCAGCAAUGACAACAUUCCAGCCACUGCAGACGCCGGUUGUCGUGAUCGGACCACAGUUUUUGGCACAAUAUCCGGUUGACCUGAAAGUAGCCACCAAGCUCAUGUCUUUUGGAGAGAGCAAUUUUGGUGUCACUGAUAUGAACGGAACCCUUAUUUUUAGGGUUAAAAGUAAACUCCUAAGCAUUCGUGAUCGUCGUCAUUUGCUUGACAUUGCUGGUAAUGUCAUUGCCACUUUCCAACAGAAGAUAAUGACUGCACAUAGGAGAUGGAAGGUUUUCAGAGGAGAAAGCACAAAUGACCAAGAUUUAUUGUUCAGUGUCAAGAAGUCAUCUAUAAUCCAAUUCAAGACAGAAUUAGAUGUAUGCUUAGCCGCUAAUACAGCAGAAGAUGUCCCUGAUUUCAAAGUCAGAGGCAGCUGGUUGGAGAGAUCCUGUACCAUAUAUCUUGGCCAAACCAAUACCAUAAUUGCACAAAUGCAUCGGAAACACACUCUUCAAACUGUUGUAUUCGAUGCAGACAAUUUUGGUGUGACUGUGUAUCCCAACGUCGACUAUGCUUUCGUUGUCGCCCUUGUGGUGAUUCUUGAUGAGAUCAAUGAGGAUCGAAGAGGUGCUGAUUAAAUAAACUAAGUACAAGAAUCAAGUCCCUGGGCCAUCCUUUGUUGUCCUCGAUAAUUUUGAGGAGGCAGGAGUAGAGUUUUAUUAGUUUCAAACGCGUGUGGAGAUGGAUGGGCACCUCCGUGCUUCUACAUUUAUCUCAUUUAAAGCUUUCUUGCAGGAUUAUCAAUUAUGGUACUUGUCAACUGCCCAACAGCUUUUGGCCAGGUGCAAUCAUUGAUACAAUUGAUUUUAUAUGCAUGCAUAUGCAAUAAAAAGAAAAGUUAAACCUCUUAAAGAGUAGUGCUAAAUCGAAUUCAUCCAUUAGGGGUAUCUUUACUGUUAUAUAGAAAGAAAAAGAAAAAGAAAUAGAGGGACUUUUGGGGGUAUUUAAGUACAGAUUUUACUUCUUUUAUUAUCACAAUUUAGGUAUUUUAAUAACUAGAUAAAGUGGCAAUUCCCCUCCUUAUUUAACUUUCUUCUGUUACUACCCACUAAAAAAUUUUAUUUAAUGUUACUUAUAAAACAAAUAUAAAUUUCUUAUGUUUCUCUAAGUCUCUCAUACACAAUAAGAAAGUGACCGUGAGUAUUUAAUAUAAAUAUAUGGGGAUAUUUUAUUCUUAGUAAAACAAAUUUAUAGUCAAAACAUAUUAUUAAUUAAAUAGUUUUAUUUUAUAAUUUUGUCUCAUGACUUGUUAAUUAGAUAGGUUUUUAACAGAUUUCAAAUUAUUAGUCGCAUAAAUUUCAUAUUUCAAUUUAAAAAGUCAAGUUAUUGAUUGGGUAAAAAAGAAGUCAAUGAUGAAGCAGCUCAAAUCUUAAUAUAUAUAUAUAUAUAUAUAUUAAGGCUUAUUAGUGAAUAAAAAUGAAUUUUAUUCAAUUGUUUAAGUCUAAUACUAGAAAUAAAUAUCAAAUUUACAUAAUCAAUUUUCUUUGAUGGAAUUUAUAUAAUCAAUUUGAGUACUAUGAGUGAUUUGGACUGAGAUAUUAUAAGUUAUAAUAUCCAAAAAUAUAACUUGUGAUAUUUAAAUUAAAUUUAUUCGAAUGAUUAAAGUUAAAAAAGUCACACGCCAAACGUUCCAAUGCUGAGCUUAGGUAUUUAGAUUUUUGCUGUAAAAAAAGGAAAAAGAAAAGAAAAGUUUAAAGUUGGCUUUGUUAUUAUAUAUAUUCAACAGAAAGUCAUGGAUUCUCAUAUCAUAUGCAACAAAUAAUGAGUUUUUAUUUCUUAAAAGAAAAAAAUGUGAAGAUUAUAUAUACCCAAUGAAUUUAAGUCAAGAUUACAGAGAAUAUUUAGCUUAAGUUAAUAUUUAAUUUAACUUUUUAUUCUCUCUGAAAUUAGUAUUAAAAGACGUGUAUGUAAUAAAUAAGAGGUAAGUGCAAAAAAAGAAAACCAAUAAAUUAAAAGAAUAGAAUAGCAUAUAUAUUAUUUAUCUUUUCCUGAUAAAUUCUAGUUUAAUAAAAUAUAAAAAGAUAACAAAUUAUCUUUGCUCUGAUCAAUUUGGUGCCUUUAGCAUUUUAAACCUAAAUAAUAAUUGAGAGGGGAAAAAGAAAAGAGAAAGGUCAAUUAUAAAAGGAAAUUGCUUUUGGAAUUUGGCAGUGAAUGGAGAAUGAUUGUAUUUCCAUGGCAUCUGCUUGGCCGUAUCAAAAAUGAUGAUGGGAAAAUGUUUGACUUGCCUUUAGCAUUUUAGAUCAGAUUAUUUUUUAAAUCAAUAUUAAAUAUUUAUUUAUUAUAUAUUAAUUAGUUUUAAUAAAUAGAUACUAAUAUUUUUAGGAAAGUAAUCAUUUCUGAAAGUGGUAGUAUGAAUGUUAAGUUCUUUCUUUAUAAAAAUAAUUAAAAAAAUUAAAUCAAAUAUUCAAAUAAAAGACAUAUUAGAAGUUAAUAUAUGUACACUAGUGUCAUCGAGUGAAGUGUGUGUCUGCAGAAUUAUAAUUUAUUAUUUUGUUAACACAAUUAUUCUUUGUUAAAAAUAAAAAUUUUAUAUAUUUUUAUUUUUAUAUCAAAAUAUCUAGUCAUUGAAAAGGAUAAAAAAUAUAGAAGCUGGCGUACAACAGGAGAAGAGAAUGAAAAGUUGGUUGUGGGCAAUGGGGCUGCUUAUUAAUUUUGAUUAUUUAUACAAAUUACCAAACCAACACUGAAAAUGGGGUGUAAUUGUGGAAAGGUGCUACUGGUGCUAACAGUAGAAACGGGAUGCUAUCGGUAAUAGUUAGUGUUUGCAGAUGGAUACUAAAUUGAUGUAAUCAGUGUUAGUCACUUGGGUGUAGAUCUUAUUUUGUGGAUUGUAGUUGAGUUCAUAUAUGCUAAAUUGAUUCUAAUUACAGAUAUGUAAUUUAAAGUAAUAAACGUAUGUUCUGUUUUAAACUUAGAAGUUGCUGUUGCUGGUUAAAUAGAAUGCUUAAAAGAUACAAGUUGUAGCAAAAACAUUGGCUCAUUUUGUGAAUUAAAAAAAAUAUAUAUAUAUAUAAUCUUAUAACUAA